AUGUCCGCCAAUGCCUCAGAACAGAGGCAAGACCCUUCCUCGUCGUCACUUCACAACGAGUCUCAGCAUAGCUCGACAGACAGCAUCAGUCGUAAAGAUCUUGAGCUCAUCUGGAAAUGGAAUCAUACGGUCCCAGAGACAGUCAACAAAUGUGUUCACAGUCUUAUCACGGAGAGAGUGCUCCAGCAGCCUGACGAGCAGGCCGUCCAGGCUUGGGACGGCAAUUGGAGCUAUCGCCAGCUCGAUGAGCUCUCCACCAACCUGGCACAUCGCCUCGUCGAUAUUGGCAUCGGUCCUGAUGUGAUUGUCCCUCUCUGCUUUCAAAAGUCAAAAUGGACCCCCAUUGCCAUGCUCGCUGUGAUGAAGGCCGGAGGUGCAUCGGUGGCUCUGGAGACCUCACUCCCUUUCGAGCGUUUAUGUAGCAUCGUUCAACAGACCAAGCCAAUUAUUAUCUUGGCGUCUUCUUUGACUGCUGAUCUUGCUGGCGGCCUCAACUCAGGCACAGUCGUGCUUGUCGAUGAGGGAAGUACCAGCCCCUUCAUGACAAUCAACAAACUGCCAGAUGUUCACCCAUCAAGUAGCCUUUAUAUCAUCUUCACCUCGGGCAGCACGGGCACUCCCAAGGGCACAAUUAUUACCCAUUCUAAUAUUUGCACUUUGAUUCACCACCAGCAGGCCGUGCUAGGCUAUUCACCUUCUUCACGGGUGUAUGAUUUUGCCAAGUACUCCUUCGACGUAGCCUGGUCCAAUUUCAUCCAUACCCUGACUGUGGGCGGCUGCCUCUGCAUCCCUUCCCAGCAAGAGGCUCUCAGUGACCUUGCAGGCUCCAUACGAGCAUGCGGCGCAAACUGUCUAAACAUCACGCCCUCAGUCGGUGCCAUGAUUCGACCAUCGGACCUGGACGGUACACUGAAGCAUGUGAUUUUCGCUGGAGAGGCCCUGACGAGCCAGCUGGCCUCUGAGUGGGCACAAGUUACCCGCGUGUUCAACUUGUACGGCCCAGCUGAAUGCGCAAUCGGAGCCACGCUGGCUGACUUUGGCGAUGGCGACGCUGCUGGCAAGCAAGACUCCAAUGUCACUAUUGGCCGUGGAGCUGGCUUAUGCACUUGGGUGGUCCACCCCGACUGCCAUGACGAGCUGGUGCCCGUUGGAGCCACUGGCGAAUUGGUGUUGGAAGGUCCAAUUGUCGGAGACGGAUAUCUUGGAGAACCGGAAAAGACGGCCGCAGUGUUCAUCGAGAGCCCGAAGUGGUUGGUUGCUGGGUCUCCAGGCUGUCCAGGUCGUCCAGGUCGACUGUACAAGACAGGUGAUCUUGUGCGCUACGAAGCCAAUGGGAACAUCACCUAUAUAGGCCGAAAAGACUUGCAAGUCAAGAUCAGCGGCCAGCGUGUGGAGUUGGGCGACGUCGAAUCUCACGUGCGGACAGAGGUCGGUCAUGUCGGCGGGGAUGUGCGAGUGGCUGCUGAGCUCUUGACACCACGCAACAGUGACAGGUCUUUGCUUGUUGCUUUUAUACAGAUAUCGAAGCCAGCUUCCAGCCAACACAAGGACGGACUGGAAACAGAGCUGCAGAGGGUCACCGACGGACUCAACAAUCGGUUGGCCGCCCGUUUACCGGCGUACAUGAUCCCGGCAGCCUAUAUUCCGCUUGAGAUUUUCCCCACAACAUCCAGUGGGAAAUUGGACAGAAGCAAACUCAGGGAAACGGGAGCAGCAUUCUCACUGAAGGAGCUUAUGGCUCAAGGCUCAUCUUUGCCAGAAAAGAGGGAGCCAACUACCGUUAUGGAGCUCCGUUUACGAGGUCUUUGGUCCUCCGUUCUCGGUUUGGAGGACGACAGCAUCGGAGCUGAUGAUGACUUUUUACGUCUUGGAGGGGAUUCUAUUGCGGCCAUGAAACUCGCUAGUGCCGCACGAGAUAACGGUCUACUGCUUAAUGUCGCCGACAUCUUUACCCAUCCGAUUCUGUGCGACAUGUCAAAGGUCGUAGCCGAGCUUUCAGAUGAUAGUAGCAGUCCCAUCGAGCCUUUUUCUUUGCUUAAAGAUCAUAUCGACGUGGAGUCGGUGCGCAGACAGGCGGCCGUCGCUUGUGGCGUCGCCACUGAGACUGUGGCCGACGUAUUUCCCUGCACACCUCUACAAGAGGGCCUCAUCGCCUUGACAGCCAAGCAUCCAGGUGAUUACAUCUCCCGGCAUGUUUUCCAGCUGCAGCCUGAGGUGAACAUGGAGCGUCUUCGAAAGGCAUGGAAAGAAGUCGUGGCGACAACAGCUAUUCUUCGGACGCGAAUUGUCGACAUCAAGCCCCAGGGAAUGGUGCAGGUGGUCGUUGAUACCAAUGAAACGACGAAGGUAAUGCACGAGGAGCGACGCAUGAGCCUCGCCAAGUAUGAGCAGAUGGACGAGAAGCUUACAAUAGGCUCGGGAAGCCGCUUGGUCCGAUUCGCAAUGUUCGAGGAGGAGCGGGAAGACGAGCAAGAGGCGAGACGUUUCUUUGUGUGGACAAUUCACCACGCACUAUAUGAUGGAUGGUCCAAAUCUCUACUUUUGAAGCGGCUUUCCCAAGCUUAUCAUGGCGGGGAAGGAGAGCUUGAGGAUUCCAUACCAUUUCAAGGUUUCGUAAAGCAUAUUCUCAAUAUACAAGAAGACGAGGCAACCAACUUUUGGUCGACACAGUUCAGAGACAUUGAUGCACAAAUCUUUCCCGCACUGCCGUCGCCGCGUUAUCAGCCAAGAUCUGAUGCCCUGGUAAAGUAUGCCAUUAAAGAUCUCCAGUGGCCAAAUGCGAUGGGUAUUACAGCCUCGACCCUUUUGCGAGCUGCAUGGUCCAUCACCACCUCGUGUUAUACGGGCGCAAAUGAUACCGUGGUUGGCAUCACCGUGAGUGGCAGGCAGGCAGCUGUGCGAGGGGUGGAUGGGAUGACUGGUCCCACGAUUGCGACAAUGCCGCUACGGAUUGUCUUGGAUAAGGAAAAGACUGUCGGAGAACUUAUUCUCCAGAUUCAAAAGCAGGUCCUCGGUAUGGUGCCAUUUGAACAAACGGGCAUACAACGAAUCAGGCGGGUCAGCCCUGAAGCUGAGAGAGCAUGCGACUUCCAGACGUUGCUCAUCAUCCAGCCAGCCGAGGAUGAGACGGAGAGGUCCUGUCAUGAUGGUCUCUUUUUACGAAGGGGUGAUUUUGAGAAAAAAAGCGAAAUAGAAAACGAAAUGGCAGAGUUCCGCACAUAUCCUUUGUCUCUAGAGUGCCACCUGCAGGAGCAAGGCGUUGUCUUGACGACAAGAUUUGACUCUGCUGUGCUUCACCACGACCAAGUGGCCAGCAUGAUGAGGCAGCUGGAACACGUUUCCCGUCAGCUCUGUGAUGAUAAAAAUGCAGAGGUAAAAUUGGGAAACCUGGCCCUGAUCGGUCAAGAGGAUCUCGCCCAGAUAUGGCGCUGGAACUCUAUCGUACCCGACACGGCCGAUGGUGCUGUACACGACUUGAUUUCCGCCAUAACGAGACAGCAGCCGAAUGCCCAGGCAGUAUGCGCGUGGGAUGGUAGCUGGACGUACCGCGAGCUUGACGACCUGUCGACGCACCUGGCACAUCAUCUCGUUGGUCUGGGGAUUGGGCCUGAUGUCAUCGUCCCCCUCGUCGUCGAAAAGUCAAAGUGGAUGCCUGUGGCCAUGAUAGCUGUGAUGAAGGCCGGGGGAGCUUCUGUUGCUCUCGACGAUACGCAGCCAGAAGAUCGACUUGGGAGUAUCGUGCGACAAUUGGUACCAGUGGUGGUGUUGACGUCGGUCAAGAAUCAGGACCUUGCUCGUCGCUUGAGCCCAACGGUCACGUGCAACCUGGUUAUAGUCGGUGAGGAGCACUUGCCCAGUCUGCCUUGUGCUCAAACAACGACCUCAUCAACACCGACAUCAUCCAUAGCACUCCCAAAACUAGACGCUUUAAACAGGCUCUAUCUCGUAUUUACGUCCGGCAGUACUGGAACCCCAAAGGGUGUGGUCGUAACUCAUGCAAACAUUACCAGCGCCAUCCGCCACCAGCAGGGUACCCUUGGAUUCACUAAAGAAUCACGAAUCUACGACUUUGCAUCGUACACAUUCGACGUAGUCUGGUGCAAUCUUCUCCAAGGACUCUCUGCAGGAGGUUGUCUCUGUAUCCCCAGCAAUCAUGAUCGCCGCACCGAUCCUCUCGGCGCCAUCAACCGUCUUGGUGCCAACACGGCCAUUUUGACCCCUUCGACUAUCCGGGGAUUGGAAUUGCAGCCCCUCCGGGAUCUACACCACAUUCUCUUCAUCGGAGAGCCACUCUCAGCUGAUGAUCUAAAAAGCUUGCAUCCUGACGUCGCCAUAACCAACCUCUACGGGCCAACUGAGUGCACGACGUUUAGCACGGCCCAACGCGUCGUUCUUCAUAAGUCUUCAGGCCUGGAAAAGCGUCAACCCAUUAGCAUAGGCACCGGCUUAGGCCUACGAACAUGGCUCGUACAGCCCUCGGAUCACUCCAAACUAGUUCCAGUGGGAUGUGUCGGCGAACUUCUGCUGGAAGGGCCACUUGUGGCGGCGGAAUAUCUUGGAGACGACGAAAAGACGGCUGCUGCCUUCAUAUACGACCCAGCCUGGCUCUUGAAGGCAUGUCCCAAUCACCGUGGUCGCCAUGGACGUUUGUAUAAGACUGGGGAUCUUGCACGGUACGACAUAGAUGGAAACCUGAUUUUCCUAGGACGAAAGGACUCCCAAGUCAAGAUCAAUGGCCAACGUGUUGAGCUGGGCGACAUUGAGCACCACGUCCGAUCCAACAUUUUACAACUUCAAGAAUCAAACGUCACAGUCAUGGCAGACGUUGUCAAGCCUCAGGACAGCAGCAAUGCAAUGCUCGUAUGCUUUAUCCACAUUGGAGCCACUGAGGCAUCCUGUGAUGAAACGACUGUACAAAAUGCGUUCGAGAGCUUGUCGAAUGGCCUUCUCGACAGGCUUGUUGGCAAGGUACCAACGCAUAUGAUCCCAGCAACCUGCGUUCCACUCGACGAGAUCCCUAUGACACCUAGUGGCAAGAUUGACCGCUGCAAGCUCCGUGCGAUAGGUCAACAAAUGGACUUGGAGAGUCUUGUAGGAACCAACUUGAACCCCAAGUCCGCGCGAUCAGAACCCUCUACAAUUACCGAAAUGCGUCUAAGGGAAUUGUGUGCAGUCGUGCUCGGCAUCAAAGAAGAAAGUAUCGCCAUGGAUAGUAGCUUUUUACGGAUAGGAGGUGACUCUAUUGGGGCCGUGAGGCUUGUCGCAGCAGCACGCGAGCAUGGCAUCUUUUUCUCCGUCAUAGAUGUAUUCGAGCACCCGGUGCUAAGUGACUUGGCCCGAAUAGCCAGUGUUACUGCCAACGAGACCGAGGAACUUAAAAUUGAACCAUUCACUCUGUUAAGAAAAUUAGAAGUAACGAACGCCGCCCUCAAGCAGCGAAUCGCACGCGAGUGCAAUGUCCAGGCUGAGCAAGUCGCUGAUGCGUUUCCCUGCACCCCAUUGCAGGAAGGCUUGCUUGGACUGACCGCCAAGCGACCCGGCGAUUAUGUUGCACGGUUUAUUUACCCGCUGCGGGCCAGCGUAGACUACGAGCAGUUUUUGAAAGCAUGGGAGGCCGUCGUUGCAGCAAUGCCUAUCUUGCGAACUCGGUUUGCUGAUCUGGGUGACCUUGGCUUGGCUCAAAUCAUUGUCGAUGAGCCAACCAAUUGGUCAUUCAAGAACGAGUUGAUCAGUGUCAAAGAGUAUGAAUUGGCUGAUAAACAGCUCGAAAUGGGCUUGGGUUCAGCCAUGGCACGAUUUGCCAUUGUGAAAGACCCAGCUGAUGGUAGACGCUUCUUUGUGUGGACCAUUCACCAUGCUCUCUACGACGCUUGGUCCAUUGCCCUGAUGUUGGAAAAGCUGGAAGCCACGUAUCAUUUCAAUGAAUGCAGUAUAAUCACGCCCUCAGUACCGCUGCAGGCAUUUGUCAAGCAUAUAAUAGACAUUGACCAGACCGUGGCGGCUACUUACUGGAGUGAGCAGUUUCGUGGAUCUGAAGCUCAAACCUUUCCGUUGCUUCCCUCAGCUACCUAUGAGCCAAUGUCUAGUGCCUUCUUCAAACAUCGUAUCAGAAAACUCCAGUGGCCAAAGACUGAUACGACGCCUGCAUCAAUUAUACGGACAGCUUGGACGCUUUUGGCUGCAAAAUAUACUGCUAGCUCCGACAUCGUCUUUGGUGUUACUGUUUCUGGUCGACAAGCUCAUGUUCCCAACGUUGAGCAAAUCGUAGGGCCUACAAUUGCCACAGUGCCCGUUCGAGUUGCUUUCAACUGGCGUGAAAUGACUGUGGAACAUCUUCUACGUCAAGUUCAGUCCCAAGCGGUGCGUAUGACGGCUUUUGAGCAGACGGGUUUGCAACGUAUUCGCUGCGCGAGCGCGGAGGCUGAACAAGCAUGCCGAUUCCAGACUUUGCUCGUCGUACAUCACGUUGAGGAUGGCGAAGACAAAGAGGAUAGUCGCUGGUUCAUCAGUAACCGGGACGAAGACGGACAAGAUGACACCAACGUCACCGAGCAUGAUACUUUUGCUUUAACCAUUGAGUGCGGUCUAGAAAGAGAGGGACUCAGGCUGCGCAUUGCCUACGAUGAUAGGAUUAUGGAUGCCAAACAAGUCGAGAGGCUGGCUCGCCAACUCGAGCAUGUUAUUCGACAGAUUUGUGCUCCAAGAAAUGCUGGCUGCCAUCUGGGUAGCUUGGAUAUGGUGAGCGCCCAGGACAUGGAUGAUAUCUGGAAAUGGAACAGCACCUGCCCCGAAGCUUUGCACACUUGUCUACACGAUUUAAUUUCACACAAAGCCCAAUCAAUCCCGGAUAACCUGGCAGUCAAUGCGUGGGAUGGUGACUUAUCCUAUCGCGAACUUGACGAGAUAUCUACGUACCUGGCGUAUUACCUCGUCAGUGUUGGCGUUGGACCUGAGACAAUCAUUCCUCUCUAUUUUGAAAAGUCUAUGUUGGCGCCCAUCGCGAUGCUGGCCGUUAUGAAAGCAGGCGGUGCGUCGACCAUGAUGGACUCGCGCCAGCCGCAAGAACGUCUGCAAGCCAUCGUCGAUCAAAUCAACCCCGUUGUGGUGGUUACAUCGUUGAGUAACAGAGAGUUGGCGAGCACACUCACCGUGGCACCCAUCAUUGCUCUCAGCAGUGAGCGUCUAGAGCAGUUGCGAAGUGAGCAAAAAUCCUCGACGCAGCUUCCACGAGUCCAGCCGUGGAACAAGGCAUACUUGAUAUUCACUUCAGGUAGCACUGGCGUCCCAAAGGGGGCCAUACUCACACAUGAAAAUGUGUGUAGUGCAGUUCACCACCAGCAGCUCGCUCAGGGGUACACCCCUGAUGCUCGCGUAUACGACUUCACCUCGUACGCAUUUGACACAACCUGGAAUAACUUUAUGCAUACAUUUACCAUUGGCGCCUGCUUGUGUAUUCCGUCAGAGGACGAACGCAGAGACGAUCUCGCCGGAUCUAUUGAGCGGUUCAAGCCAACCAUCCUUGACAUCACGCCAUCUGCCGCCACGGUCUUGGGGCACAAAACCAUCCAAUCCCUGCGUACAAUGAUCCUGGGAGGCGAAAGAUUGCCCCCCCAGUACGCUCAGCGUUGGGGAGCACUUGUCGACCUGAAGCUCUGUUACGGCCCGUGUGAGUGUACGCCCACGGCGACUGUGGCAACAGUCGACCCUGACGUGGAUGGUGAACCACCCCUCGGCCCUGCCAUCGGGAUGUGUGCUUGGGUUACAGACCCAACGAAUGUUGGCACUCUUGUCCCGAUUGGCGCCAUGGGUGAGCUUGUCUUGGAAGGCCCUCUUGUCGGUCACGGCUAUUUGAACGACCCAGUGAAAACGGACGCGGUUUUCAUCCAUGACCUACCCUGGCUCCUGCGCGGUGGACCUGGCAGACCUGGACGCAAGGGCCGCCUUUACAAGACCGGCGACCUUGUGAGGUAUAAUAUAGACGGUUCACUGAUGUUCAUCGGCCGAAAAGAUGCCCAGGUCAAGAUCAACGGUCAACGAGUAGAGCUCGGCGAAAUCGAAAACCACAUGGUCCGUCACCCACAGACGCGACAGGCCGCAUCUCUGUAUCCUCGGUUUGGCCUUUGUUCGAGAAAACUCGUUGGAAUCUUCAGCUUGGAAGACAUUUAUGAAACUGACAAUUUGGUGCCGAUCGAGCUUGUCAAUGCAAAGCAUGAUGCCGCUGUCCAGCAGCAUAUUCUAACGCUGCAACAAAUCUUAGGAGAGGCUCUGCCUUCAUACAUGGUACCCUCUAUUUGGGUCCCUCUCAAGAAUAUUCCCCUGAAUCCUUCAGGCAAGCUGAAUCGCCGCCUAGUGGAAGACUGGCUGACCAAUAUAAACUCGAAAAAUUUCUCUAGAAUCAGUAACGCGGGCUCCUCUAUUGCAACUCGUGAACCUGGGACACACGCUGAGCGUGUUAUUUUCGAUGCUUGCAGUGUCGUCUUGAACAUUCCUCGUUUUGAAGUGAAUCUGGGGCGUUCAUUUGUUGCCAAUGGCGGCGACUCCAUCUCUGCUAUGCGCCUCUCUUCGCAUUGCCGUGCUGUCAACCUAGCUGUUUCUGUAAGCGUGCUGCUAAAAAGCAAAUCACUUGUUUAUGUAGCCCAGCUCUCUGCUGCCGCCACUGGCCCAGACCUACAUCGUGCCCAAGGAGGUGAAGAGAAUUUUGGCAAGGCCUUUAAGUUGUCGCCAAUUCAGAAGUGGUUCUUCAGCCAGACUCCAACUGAAUGUGUCACUAAGGAAAAUUAUCAUUGUAACCAAGGGUUUUAUGUCAAAAUCAACCGUCACCUUUCGACUGGAGAUGUCUCUCUGGCUAUUCGCAAGAUCGUCGAGCAGCAUUCCAUGCUUCGCGCGCGAUUCCACUACUCCAAUAAAGAAUGGAUGCAGAUUGUUCCUAAACCAGGAGAUGGCUUUUACCAUUUUGGCUCCUUUGAAGCCCAGUCUCUAGAUGAAGUAAAGUCCAAGGCGAUAAAGAGUCAUCGAAGCCUUGACAUCGAGCGUGGCCUAGUUUUCGCAGCAGAUCUAUACACCUUGCCUUGUGGUGGCCAAUAUUUGACUCUAAUCGCCCACCAUCUAGUCGUUGAUCUCCUCCAUGAGGACGUUUUUCCACAUAUUGAAAAGGUCAACAACGCAGAAAUCGAGUCUGUCUACCCAUCUUCUCCUAUGGUAGACGGAAUACUUCUCAGUCAGUUGAAAGGCACAGGCUCCUACAAAACCUCGCAAACUUGGGAAAUACGACCCUCCAAAUGUGGCUCGAUUUGCAUUGCCGCCUUGACCAACGCGUGGCAAGCCGUUGUCGCUCGACACCCCUCUUUGCGAACUGUAUUUAUUCAUAGCAUGGAUGCCUCGGUUGCGUACAACUCCGUUGUGUUAAAGUCCUACCGUGGCGACGUUAUCCUUCUUAAAGAGCAGAGUUUUGAAUUAGCUGUUACCAGACUUAGGGAACUGCCUGAAGUCAAUUACACCCUAGAAAGGCCGGCUCAUCGAUUGGUGGUUUGUGAGAUCGCGGAAGAGGGACGUUUUGUUUGCAAAAUCGAGAUGAGCCAUGCAAUUUCUGAUGGUGCUUCAACGGCCAUCACCAUGCAAGAUUGGGGACGAGCUUACUCUGGGGAGCUCAAUAUCGAAGAACUAGGCGACACUAACGAAGAAUUCGCUCGAGCCCUUCUGUCCGUGUCGAGAACCGACAAAAUGACCUACUGGAAGCAGAAGCUGUGCACUACGGAGCCAUGCCUUUUCCCACGUCUUGCUGAUGCUGGGCUGGAAGCCAAUGAGCAUGACGCCGGAGUAGUCACCUUGGAACUCUGCAAAGAGACGUUCGAUCAUGUUAAACAAUUCUGCAAGUCGCAGUCUGUGACUCCUGCCACCCUGUUUCAGAGCGCUUGGGCUCUUGUUCUUUCGAGUUACUCAGGCACUGACUCUGUCUGCUUUGGAUAUCUGGCAUCUGGGCGGGAAUUUCCUGUCAAGGGUAUCGUGGACUCUGUUGGUGCUUUUGCCAACGUUAUGAUCUGUCAAGUAAAUAUUUCCUCGGAUUGGAGCGGCGCAGAUUUGGUUCAACACAUAUACAGUCAAGUCUUGGAGGACUUGGACUUCCAACAUUGCUCGAUUGGCGAUAUCCAACACGAGCUAGGUCUCCCAUUCGGACAAAAUCUUUUCAACUCCAUCAUAUCAUUCCAAAGGGACAACGAUGGCCUCGACGAAGACAUAAGGACCCGAGAUUUGAUAUUCACCGAUCUUGAGUGGGAAGAUCCGACCGAGUAUGACAUUACGAUGAGCAUAAGAUAUACCGACGUUUCAGCCUGCUUCACGAUUGACCACCGAUUAGCUUGUAUUUCUAAUGAACAGGCUAACCGCGUUGUUUUACUUCUGGAAAAAAUGAUCACAUUUCUUGUUAGCGAUGGCAAUGUGGACUCUGUCGUCGGCCAGAAGGCGCAAAACUUGGUUGAAAUGGAAAGCAUAACCGACAAAGAUUUGCAAGACAUUUGGAAGUGGAACAAGGAGGUGCCUGAAGCAGUCAAUGGGCUCGUACAUGAUGCAAUCACCGAUGUUGUUCAGAACAGUCCCGAUUCGCCCGCCAUCUGCGCUUGGGAUGGUAGUUUUACUUAUGCCGAGAUAGAUGCUCUUGCUACGAAACUUGCAUAUUCUCUUGUUACAUUUGGCAUUGGGCCUGAUGUUAUUGUGCCUUUGUACUUUGAGAAGUCAAAAUGGAUGCCUGUGGCUAUACUUGCCGUCAUGAAAGCAGGUGGUGCAUCCGUGGCGCUAGACAGCACUCUUCCAGAGGAGCGCAUUCGCAGCGUCGUUUGCCAGGUGAAUCCUAUAGUUAUUCUAACAUCCUCGGCGAAUCUGCAGAUGGCAAAGCGUCUCACAGAUUGCGUUGCUAUCCCUGUGAGCGGUACACACCUUGAGCAGGUUGACACAAUCCCUAGGUCAUUGCCGGCCGUAGACCCAUCCAACAAGCUAUAUGUGGUCUUCACAUCUGGUAGCACUGGACUUCCCAAAGGCGUUGUCAUCACGCACUCUAACUUCUGCAGUGCUAUUCGGUACCAGCAGAAAGCUUUGGGUUUCAAAAACACAUCGCGCGUAUAUGAUUUCGUGAAAUACGCGUUUGAUGUGACUUGGUCCAACUUUCUGCAUACCAUGACCGCGGGCGGCUGUCUCUGUAUCCCUUCCGAGACCGAAACUUCCAAUCAUAUCGCCAGCUCAAUGGUCUCGUACAAGGCAAAUUUUGCUGAUCUGACCCCAUCUGUGGCUAGCACUCUACGCCCAGCCGAUCUUGUUACGCUGGACCAUCUGUUGUUCAGCGGCGAGGCAUUGACAACCCACCUUGCUGCGCAGUGGGCCGAGAGAGUGACUGUUCUCAAUACCUAUGGCCCCGCAGAGUGCAGUGUCAAGGCAACAUUUGAAGAGGUUGGUAGGGCUGGUGGUGGUGGUGGUGGUACAUCAGCUGCUAGCAUAGGUCGGGGAUUCGGUAUGUGUACCUGGAUUGUUAAAUCGACAAACCACAACCAGCUUGUGCCGUUUGGUGCUGCUGGCGAGCUUUUACUUGAAGGGCCGCUUGUCGGCGCAGGGUAUCUAGGCGAUCCUGUCAAAACCGAGGCAGCCUUUAUCGAGGAUCCGACUUGGCUUGCUCGUGGAGGACCGGGUUAUGCUGGCCGCAGUGGACGUCUUUACAAGACUGGAGAUAUAGUCCGCUAUAAUACAGAUGGGAGCAUGACUUUUCUAGGUCGAAAGGAUGCUCAAGUGAAGAUUAACGGUCAGCGGCUGGAGCUUGGGGAUGUUGAGUAUCAUGUGCGGUCGAAUAUCAUCCAUGACGGGUUUGUGCAAGUAUUUGCUGAAAUCAUCAAGCCCGAGGGAAGCAAAAAGUCUCUCCUCCUAGCCUUCAUUCACACCAGGGGAAAAGUAUUGUCAAACAACAAGCAGCGCGUCGAGCAGACCAAGAAAAUUACAGCCGGCCUUGAUGAGAGACUUGGUUCACAAGUACCGAGCUUCAUGAUUCCGGCCGGCUAUCUUUUGAUAGACCAUAUUCCCAUGACAACAACCGGCAAAACUGACCGUCGUCGCUUGCGUGAGAUGGGCCAUGAGUUGACCUUUGAACAAAUCAUUGCGCUCAAUUCUCGCCAAGCCCAACACAAGCCACCCAGCACAAUCGCAGAGAAGCGUCUGCAGCGACUUUGGGCAUCCGUCCUGGGUGUCAAAGCUGACUCAAUCAGCGCAAAUGACAGCUUCCUCAGGAUUGGAGGAGAUUCUAUUGGUGCUAUGAAGCUGGUGGGACUUGCUCGCGAAGAGGGACUUAGCCUUACAGUCACGGAUAUAUUUAAGCAGCCCAAGCUGCGCGAUCUGGCCUUGGUGGUGACGCAGGUCUCUAGCACAGCUUCUGACACUAUUCAACCAUUUUCUCUCCUCAAACACGAUAUUGAUUCUCAGGUGGCGCGGAGUAAGGUUGCCGAGCUGUGUCAGGUUGAUAGCUACCAGAUCCAAGACAUAUUUCCAUGCACGCCGUUGCAAGAAGGCCUUCUUGCACUGACGGCCAAGCGAGCCGGUGACUACGUGGCUCGGUACGAGAUGCCACUGCGAGAGACAAUUGACGUGGCUCGGUUCCAAAAGGCUUGGGAAGAGGUCUUGUGUAUGGACCCAAUUCUGCGCACACGCAUUGUCGACCUGCCAGGCCAAGGGUUACUCCAGGCUAUCCUAGAGCAAGAUGUGGCUUGGGCGCAAUGCUCCAGUGUCCAGGAGUAUCGUGAAUCAGACGAGAAGUUCAUGAUGGGAUUGGGCAAGGCACUUAUUCGAUACGCCGUCAUCUACGAGCCUUAUCACAAGCAACGUUCUGUUUUCGUGUGGACGAUACAUCAUGCCCUCUAUGAUGGAUGGUCUAUGCCGCGCAUUCUAGAGAGGCUGGAAGUGGCAUACGAGGGAGAGGUGGCUCUUCAGGAGGCUCCUCCUUUCCAACGCUUUGUUCAACACAUUAUGAGCACUGACGAGGAACGCACGAAGAGUUUUUGGCAGGCGCAGUUUGAGAAAUCCGAGGCCCGAGUGUUCCCUUCUUUGCCGUCGCCCGCGUAUCAGCCAAUUGCCAAUUCAUCCAUCUCCCAUUGUGUUAGCGACCUAGAUUGGCCAAAGAGCGACAUCACAGCAUCCACGGCCAUUCGCACAGCAUGGGCUAUCUCAGCGGCGAAAUACACAAACUCGAGUGAUGUGGUUUUUGGAGCUACAGUGAACGGUCGGCAGGCUGAUGUCGAGCAAGUGGACGAGAUGACGGGUCCUACACUCGCAACCGUGCCAGUCCGAGUGGUCUUGGAUUGGGAACAGACUGUAGAGACUUGUCUUGGACAGGUUCAAGCUCAAUCCGUGGAAAUUACCGAAUUUGAGCAGACGGGGUUGCAGAACAUUCGUCAAAUGAGCGCCAAAGCGAAGCAGGCUUGCGACUUUCAAACACUGUUGCUCAUACAUCCUCCAGAGGAGGCAGCGCAUUCCGAGUCUCAGAUAUUUGCCCCCAAGGGUCAAGGCAGUGAUGGAGAUGAUGAGGAGGUCCAACUAUCAGAGUUUGAUACACACGCCAUCACAAUUGAAUGUGAUCUGUCGCAACGUGGUCUGAACCUGAGGAUCGAGUUUGAUCGCAACAUCCUUACUCAGCGUCGGAUUGAAAGGCUGGCUGCACAGAUGGAGCAUGUUCUGCGGCUAUUGUGUGACCCGAAUCAAGCAAAGAGGCUAUUGGGAGACUUGGAGCUGAUCAACAAGGGGGAUCUUGAAGAUAUCUGGGGGUGGAACGCUACUGUGCCGGAGACGGUUCAGGGUCUUGUGCACGAUGUAAUCAUCGAAAAGGCUCGGAAACAGCCCACAGCCCCUGCCAUAUCCGCUUGGGAUGGCAAUCUAAGUUAUGGGGAACUUGACGGCUUGUCGUCACGUCUAGCUGAUCAUCUACUGCAUUUUGGAGUAGGACCAGAAGUCAAUGUUCCUCUGUGCUUUGAGAAGUCAAGAUGGACUCCAGUUGCAAUGCUUGGUGUCAUGAAGGCUGGCGGAGUUUGUGUUAUGCUGGAUCCCAACUUGCCUGAGGAUCGACUCUUGAGCAUUUUGCAGCAGGUCAAGCCAACACUUGUGCUCUCGUCGUUGGAAAACGAGGCGGUGGCCACCGACCUGUCAGCUGGCAAGCCUGUAGUUGUGAUUGAUGAAAAGCUGUUACUUUCACUGGGGGUGCCCGACCCAGAUGCCCUACCCAAAGUGCGGCCGUCAAACACGCUCUACAUUGUCUUCACCUCGGGCAGUACUGGCAUUCCCAAGGGCGUACGGAUCACGCAUGCCAAUUUCAGCAGCUCUCUGCUCCACCAGCACAGCGCUCACAGGUUUGACAGCAGGCCUGAUGCGCGAGUUUACGACUUUGCGUCCUAUGCAUUUGAUACAUCUUGGCAAAACAUGCUAGCAGCCUUUGACUGUGGCGCCUGUUUAUGUAUUCCAUCAGAGGCUGAGCGACGGGAUGAUCUGGCUGGUUCGAUUCAACGAUUCGGGGUUACUCAUUGUGAAUUAACGCCCUCAACCGUCAAGGUGCUACCUAUGGCAACCCUCAAGUCCCUCGAUACUUUGAUCUUGGGAGGUGAGAGGCUGCAAGAUGAGUGCGCCAAAAAGUGGGCGCCGCUCGUGAACCUCAAGAAUUCAUACGGUCCUUGCGAAUGUACGCCGACAUCUACCGUUGCUGAUGUAGACCCGAUCAAUCCCAACGCAGCGCUCAUAGGCACAGGAAGAGGUGUCAACACUUGGAUCGUAGACACUAUAACUGGCGAGUCCUUGGUGCCUAUAGGAGGCAUCGGUGAGUUGAUGCUCGAGGGACCACUUGUGGGGCCUGGAUAUCUCCACGAUGCUGAAAAGACUGCUUCUGUCUUCAUCAACAGCCCAUCCUGGCUUACCCGAGGAGCUCCAGGCCACUCCGGCCGUGACGGGUGUUUGUAUAAGACUGGUGACUUGGUCUACUACGACGAAGACGGUGCUCUCAGUUUUGUUGGGCGCAAGGAUGCUCAAGUCAAGAUUCAUGGCCAACGUGUGGAACUAGGUGAUAUAGAAAACCACGUCGUGCGCCAUCACCUGACAAGACAAUCAGUGUGUCUGUUCCCCAAAUCGGGGCCUUGGGCCAACACGCUCGUCUGCAUCUUCAGCGUCCAGAAUAAGCAGCCUAGUCGUGACCAACUUGACGCCGACCGGUAUCGACUAUCGCCUUCUCUUGCCACCAGCUCGACAUUGUCCGAAAGCAGUCUUUCCAGUAGCUUGAGCUUCACGGAGGACUCCACGUCUUUGGAUUCGCCGCCCAGCGCUGAAAUGACGCUUGAAAACCUUACUGCUACUAUUCAAGGUCACAUUGAAGGUAUGGAGAAUACCCUUGAGAGCUCUUUACCUUCCUACAUGGUUCCCACAAAGUGGAUUGCUUUGAAGGACAUUCCUCUCAAUCCAUCUGGCAAGUUAGACCGUAAGAAGCUUGAAUUGUGGCUUAAUGAAAUGGAGCAAGAGAUGUAUGCCAAGCUGUUCAACACUGGUGAUGUCGCUAUUUGCCAAGAACCAGAUACGAAAGCCCAGCGAGUUUUAAGGGAUGCUUGUAGCCUUGUUUUGAACGUGCCAGCCUCUGAAGUCAAUUUUCAGCGCUCCUUCAUAUCAAAUGGAGGAGAUUCUAUAUCGGCUAUGCGGUUGAGCCCAUACUGCCGUUCCGAAAACGUAGUCUUCUCUGUGGCCACUUUACUCAAGUCCAGGACUUUGGCUGAGGUGGCUAAUCUCUCUUCUGCUGCUACAGACAUAGAGCUCUUCCACAGCACAGAAGAAUUUGACAAACCAUUUGCCCUGGCGCCAAUUCAACAAUGGUUCUUUAACCAGUCUCCCAAUAACCUCGUCAACACGCCAAGUUACCAUUGUAACCAGUCGUUCUACGUUCGCAUCAACCAACAAAUCGAUCCAGAGGAUAUCCGCAACGCGUUUGCAAAGCUCGUGGACUUUCAUUCAAUGCUUCGUGCCCGCUUCGAGCUGCAAAACACUGUAUGGACGCAGACUAUCCCUCCAACAGAUAAGGCGAUAUACAAUUUUGCCAUUGUAAAGCUAGACUCAAUGACAGAGAUGCAAUCUCUCGCCGGACGUCGUCAACAGCUUCUAGACAUUGAGCGGGGCCUGGUAUUCUCUGCCGAUCUCUGUCAACUUGCCGCAGAUGAGCAAUAUCUUGUCCUGGUAGCCCAUCACCUAGUCAUUGACCUCGUCUCUUGGAGGAUUAUUCUAGACGAUUUGGAAACUCUUCUCACAGGCAGAACUCUGCCGCCAAGCUUGCCGUUCCAGAUUUGGAGUGCCCUGCAACAGAAGGAGGCAAAAACCUCCAGAAGCGUCAUUCCUGAAAUCGAGAAACUAAACGGUACAAGAGUAGAGGAUAUCUAUCCCUGCUCUCCAAUGGUAGAAGGAAUGCUUCUGAGCCAAUCCAAAGGGGUUGGAUUCUAUGAAACUUCUCAGUUUUAUGAGAUUAGACCGCGAGGCUCUCGUAUUAUCAACGUGGACCGGUUGUCUUCUGCUUGGCGAGAUGUGAUUGCCCGCCAACCAUCUCUGAGGAGUAUUUUCAUCGAGAGUCUAGACUCGGGCUCCGCGCACAACCAAGUCGUCCUUGAGGAGUGUGAGAGUGACAUCGUGCUGCUCGAAAGUGACAACCUGCAAGCUGCGCAAGCGCUACUGCGGAAUCUUCCAAAGGCGAAAUACCAGCAACUCAGAGCCCCUCACCGUAUAACGCUUUGUAAAGUCAUGGAUACGAACAGUAUCUUUUGUCGAAUGGAAAUGAGUCACACAAUUACAGACGGUGCAUCAACUAGUAUCGUCAUUGAAGAAUGGGCCAAGGCUUAUGCCGGUAUCUUGCGCAGGGAUAACCUAAUCGAGACCUGUCGCGGUUUUGCGCGUGCUUUGAAUGCCAAUCUAGCAGAGAGCAAGAAGAAAUAUUGGAAGAAGAAGUUGAACGGCCUUCAGCCUUGUUUAUUUCCGCCUCUACAAAAGAUAUCGCAGCCUUCGGAAGUAGUUUCGUGGUCAGUUGCUGAUAUAGACGGGGAAGAUUUCGCUUCUGUGCAAAGGUUUUGCGAGUCUCACUCAGUUACGCCGGCCAGUCUAUUCCAUUCAGCCUGGGCUCUCACAUUGGCAUCGUAUGCAGGCAUGCAGAGUGUCUGUUUCGGCUACGUCGCAUCAGGCAGAGACCUUGACGUCCCCGGAAUUGGGGAAGCUAUUGGCGCAUACGCAAACAUGCUUGUAUGUCGCGCAGACAUUUUACCAGACUGGACUAAACAACGAUUCGUCCAGUCUCUCCACCAUCAAGUCUUGGAGGACAUGGAAUGGCAACACUGCUCUUUGGCGGAUAUUCAGCAUGAUUUAGGAAUUGUUUCCGGGCAGCAGCUGUUCAACACCAUCAUGUCUUUCCAAAAAGAUGCCGGUGAUGUCGGGACCAUCAGCCGAGACUUGGACUUCAUCGACGCUGACGGGGACGACCCCACGGAGUAUGAUGUUUCUAUCAGCAUAACAUUUAGUGCCGAGUUGGUGAAGCUGUUCAUCAACUGUAUGCCGUCUGGGUUUAGCAAUGAGCAAGCGCACCGCAUCGUGGCGUUGCUCAGAGAGACGGUCCUCCAAAUAGUGAGUCACGACGAUCUUCAACACGAGCAGAACUUGGUGGGCAGCAUUAAUAGGCUAGCCGGAAAAGACCUGCAAACGGUUUGGGAAUGGAAUUCGGCUCUUCCUGAGGCUGCAGAUACAUGCCUCCAUGAACUCAUUGCUAAGACGGCUCAAAGCCAGCCUGAAUCGUGUGCUGUUAAUGCAUGGGAUGGCAACUGGACAUAUCACGAACUAGACCAUAACGCUACUCAGCUCGCUCAUCAUUUUAUCAAUAUGGGCGUUGGGCCCAAUACUGUUGUUGCUUUGUAUCUCGAAAAGUCGCGAUGGACGCCCCUUGCCAUAUUGGCAGUCAUGAAAGCUGGCGGAGCUUCUGUUCUGCUGGAUACAUCCCUAUCCGGGGAUAUUCUUGACUUUAUUAUGGACAAGUCAAAUCCCGCUCUCUUGGUCAUCUCGAACUUGACCAAAAAGUUCACGUGCAAGUUCUCAAAUCGUCCAGUAAUGGUCAUUACUGACACUACCCUCGACACAUUACCUAAAGAUUCUACUACCUCUCUACCUACUAGUCAAUCAGCAAGCCAGGCCUGCCUUGUCUUUGCCACGAGCAAGGCUGGUUUGCUCUUUGGCUCUAUCCUCACCCAUGCCAACCUUUCCAGCCUUGUAAAGUACCAGCAAAGUGCCUUAGGAUACAAGCCCAACUCCAGAGUUUACGAUUUGAUGCCAUAUGCGUCUCAUAUAACCUGGAGAGUGUUUGCACAUACCUUUACAAGUGGCGCUAGCCUCUGUAUUCCUUCAGAACAAGAACAGGAGAGUUCGAUGACUCAGUCAAUAUUCCAUUGGCAGCCGACAAUAUUGAACAUUACCGUGUCCGAUGCGGCUAGUUUGGAUGAAAGCUGCGCCCAGUCACUACGAACCUUGAUACUAGACGGAGAACGUCUUUCCGCGGACAUGGCCAGAAGGUGGAGUUCAUUGGUAGACCUCAAGCUAACGUACGGUUUCUGCGAAAGCUCAAUGACGGCUACCGUAGGCACUAUCCGCAAGGAGGAUGCCAGUGACCCAAGCAUCGGAAGAGGUCUUGGUGUGAACACUUGGAUUGUUGAUUCUCAAGACGGCGGGAAACUUGUGCCCAUCGGGAGCGUCGGCGAGCUUGUGUUGGAGGGGCCUUUGAUGAGCACGUGUCAUGGAGGCAAUUCUGGGGAUGUGGCGGCAGCUUUCAUUGAUAAUCCACCAUGGCUCAACCGUGGCUGUGAUGCUCUGAACCAUCCAGGUCGCACAGGGCAGCUCUUCAAAACUGGCGAUCUAUUCCGCUACAAUGCAGAUGGCACAUUGGUCUUUGUUGCUCAUAAAGAUGCCAUGGUGAAAAUCCAAGGCCAGCACGUGGAGCUGGAAGAGAUUGAGUAUCACAUGCUGAGUCUGUCGUCGGUACGUCAGGCGGCUUGCCUGGUUCCCGAAGCUGGGCACUACACCGGCAAGCUUGUUGGUGUGAUUAGUCUUGACGGGAUCUGCGAGGGCGGUAGUGACAUUAGAAGUAUCACUACACAUCUCAUGCCAAGAGACAAGUCUGAGGAUGUACAAGCGUGUAUCGCGUCCUUGCAAUGUUUGCUGGACCAAUCAGUUCCUGCGUUCAUGGUCCCAACUGUCUGGGUGGCAUUGAAAAACAUCCCUUUGCAUCCUUCAGGCAAGUUGGACCGAAAAGUGCUCGACAACUGGCUUUGUACGCUCGAUGCGGAAACAUACACUAGAAUAUCUAGUAUAGGUUCAUCUUCCUGUGACCCAGUAACAACCGCAGAGAGAGUGAUUCGAGAUGCAUGCAGCCACGUUCUCAGUAUCCCCGCCAGCCACAUCAACAUGCAGCGGUCUUUGAUCGCCAAUGGCGGUGACUCUAUCUCUGCCAUGCAAAUCAGCCCGUUCUGUCGAGCAUCUGGAAUCGCUGUUUCUGUCGCCUCGCUGCUUAGAAGCAAGACGCUCGUCGGCGCAGCCGAAUCGGCAACCGUUACCAAGGGACCCUCUUUAUCUUGUGAGCAAGACUAUGACAAGCCUUUCGACCUCUCCCCAAUACAACAGUGGUUCUUCAGGCAGUGCCCACCUGAAAAGGUAAAUACAACAGCCUACUACAGCAACCAGGCCUUUUAUGUUCGAGUAAAGCGCCAGGUACGGCCUGACGAUGUGUCCAAUGCCAUCCGCAGUCUUGUUCACCAGCAUUCAAUGUUAUCGGCACGGUUCUCAUUCGAUAAGACGACAAGUUUGUGGACGCAGCUAGUUCCAAACUCCAGCGACGCUGUCUACCAUUUUGCAUCCUCACAGGUGGAGUCUCUUGCUAUUGUUGAAUCUAUUGUAGCUCAGCGUCACCAAGAGCUUGAUAUAGAGAAAGGAUUGGUUUUUGCGGCGGACUUGUUCACCCUUCCGUCAAGUGACCAGUACCUUUCACUUAUUGCUCAUCAUUUGGUUGUCGACUUGGUGUCGUGGCGCAUCAUUUUGGAUGAUUUGGAGGUUCUGCUCAACGGUGGCAACAUUCAUAAAGAGCUGCCGUUCCAAGCCUGGCAGAAUCUACAGAGACAAGAAGUUCAAGGGCCCAAUUACACGCCAAAGAAGGUGUUGUUCAAUGACGGGCGCAACGACCUUGGAUUCUGGAACUACACUCCAAGCACCCCAAACACCUUUGACGAUCACAUGGAGCAAUCAUUCGAGGUUGACCGUGCGACAACUGCAGUCUUGCUCACAGAAGCCAACAGGGCUUUUAACACAGAGCCGGUUGAUUUGAUUCUGGCGUCAGUUUGGAAUGCAUUCUUUGACACCUUUAAGACACGUAGCGGCCUCACCAUCUUCAACGAAGGGCAUGGGCGAGAACCCUGGAGCAGUGACAUUGACUUGUCCCGUACUGUUGGUUGGUUCACCACAAUGACACCGAUGCAUCUAUCGCGCGAAGAAACGGCGAGUAACAAUGCGAGGGUGAUCAAAGACGUACGGAGGCGACUCCCAUCAAAUGGCUGGGCCUACUUCACCUCACGCUAUCUCAACGAUGAGGGUAUCAAAGCCUUUGGCUCUCAUGACAACGUCAUGGAAUUUCUGGACUUAGAUUACAACGGUCUAGACGAGUUGCAAAAUCGUAUUCUUCCAUCCCUCCAAUCUGAGCUUGCCACUACUGUUGGCGACAUCUAUCCUUGCUCGCCCAUGGUCGAUGGCAUGCUGCUCAGUCAGAUUCGAAAUCCUGAAACAUACAUGACGUCGAUCAUGUAUGAGAUACAGGCUACCCAGAAGCGCCUCGAUAGUGAUAUACUGAUCGAGGCAUGGCAAGCCGUUAUUGCGCGCCAUCCAGCCCUUCGCAGCAUUUUUGUCGAAGGUAUCGACAAGAAGUCGGCCUUUGCUCAGAUUGUGCUAGAGACGCAUCGAGGGGAGGUUGUGGUACUCAAAGCCUCAACCAAGACUGCGGCUGUGGCCUUGAUCCGGCAGUUGCCCAUUAUCAGCCAUGGAAGAACAAAGCCGCCCUGCCGUCUCGUUGUCUGCGAAGUUGUGGAGGAUAGCUCAACCAUCUGCCAGAUCGAUAUGAGCCACGCCAUUGUCGAUGGAGCAUCUACAGCCAUCAUGUUGGGUGACUGGUCCAAGGCUUACAGCGGAAUUCUGGGCACAGAAAUUCUAAAUGGGCCAAAUCGCAGGUUGGCCCAGGCUCUAAAGACCAGCGCGGUGGAAAACAAAAUGACAUACUGGAAGAACAAGCUAGCGGAAGUUGAGCCCUGUCACUUUCCUCGCUUGUCUGAAUCUUCUUUUACCGGCACUGCCACAGUCAGUGUCGACCUUGGCGGAGACGACUUUUCGCGGAUCCAGCAUUUCUGUGAAUUCCAUUCCGUUACUCCGGCGAGCAUAUUCCAGAGUGCCUGGGCGCUGCUCCUAUCAAGUUACACUGGCAACAAUGCUGUAUGCUACGGAUAUAUUGCAUCGGGCCGCGAUCUGCAGGUUGAUGGGAUUGGGGAUUCCGUCAAUGCUUUUGCCAAUAUGAUGGUUUGUUGUGCCAAUAUAUCGCGUGCUUGGACUCCAGACCAGCUCGUCCAGCGGCUUCAUGAGCAAUUCUUGGAAGACUUGGACUAUCAGCACUGUUCUCUCGCUGAUAUACAGCACGAACUCGAGCUUGCGCCCGGUAUUUCUCUAUUCAACACCAUUGUUUCCUUUCAAAAGGAUGAUUUUGAGACGCAGGACAGUAUCAACAUCGGAGAACUGGUGUUCAUUGAUAUGGAUUCUGAAGAUCCUAUUGAGUACGACAUUUCUUUUGAUAUUAGUUAUGGCAAGAAAGAGGUAUCAUUUUCACUGGACUAUCGCCAAUCUUGUUUGACAGACAAACAAGCUAAGCGUGCCAUUUCGCUCUUGAAGACCAUUGUCACAUCUCUCGUUGAUGAAAAGGUAUUGCUUGGCACCAUCGCCGAUAUUAGGAUGGUUGACCAGGAUGAUGUUGAGCAGAUGUGGAAUUGGAACUCUGUUGUCCCUGAGACAGUGGAGUCCUUGACACACGAUGUGAUAUCUGAGACGGCACUUAAGUUUCCCUCUGCCUUGGCCAUCUGCGCUUGGGAUGGAGAUUGGACAUAUCAGCAGCUGGAUAACCUGUCUACUACACUCGCUUAUGAAUUAGCCCGUCUUGGGGUCGGUCCUGAAACGAUAGUUCCGCUCUGUUUUGAAAAGUCUCGUUGGGUACCAGUGGCGAUGCUUGCUGUUAUGAAGGCUGGUGGCGCGAGCGUGGUUUUGGACUCUACUCUUCCUCAAGAACGAUUACGAGUUAUCUUGCAACAAGUCUCACCGGUUAUCAUCCUCAGUUCGUCUGUUAGCCACGAUACUAUCAGACCCUUAAGCCAAGAGCCUAUCUUUGUGGUCGAAGAGACGAAUGUGGCCCGCUUGGAAGCACCACUCGAUGCGGGAACAGCCAUCUCUGGUGCGGUGCCCUCCAACACGCUGUAUGUUGUCUUCACUUCUGGCAGUACCGGAACCCCAAAAGGCGUGACUAUUAGUCACUCGAAUUUUGCCAGUGCCCUCCGUUAUCAAGAUGGCAUGUACAACUUCAAGACUGGCUCCCGAGUCUAUGACUUUGCAUCCUACACGUUCGACCAGUGUUGGUCGAAUGUACUGAGCGCUCUUGCGUGCGGUGCCACUCUCUGCAUUCCAUCGAAUGCUGAACGCCAGAGUGAUCUGGCUGGAUCACUAGAGAGAUUCCAGGUCACUCACGUGGACCUGACCCCUUCAGCCGCCCAGCUUCUUCCGCCCAGUAUAUUAAAGCGACUGGACACAUUGAUCCUCGGUGGCGAGCCUCUUUCACCCGAAUUGGCCAGAUAUUGGUCUAGCAUGGUGAAAAAUGUCCAGAACUGUUAUGGACCGUGUGAAUGUACGCCUACCACCACAGCGGCAAAUAUUCACUCGGGAAACGUUGAAGCGGUUAGCAUUGGCCGCGGACUUGGCGUGAACACGUGGGUUGUGAGUACUGCAGGAGACUCUCUUGCACCACUUGGGAGCACUGGUGAGUUGCUCCUCGAAGGCCCGCUAGUUGGUCCUGGUUAUCUCAAUGAUGCGGAGAGAACCGCUGCUUCUUUCAUCGAGGACCCGCCCUGGCUACUCCGAGGCUCCACGAGCCAUGCCGGACGCCAGGGACGCUUAUACAAGACUGGAGAUCUUGUUCGCUAUCUACCAGACGGGAACUUGACCUUUCUGGGCCGAAAAGACAGUCAGGUCAAAAUCAACGGUCAACGUCUGGAACUCGGUGAUAUUGAGUACUACGUCCGGUCCAGUAUCACCUCUAAUUAUGAUGUUCAAGUAGUUGUAGAUUUGGUGAAGCCUCAAGACAGCGAGAAACAGAUGAUUGUCGCUUUCUUAGCCUGGGAGGGGGAAGUGUCUCCAGACUUGGACGAGAUCACUGCUGGUCUUCUUGACAGACUCGCGGCCCAGGUGCCUGCAUACAUGAUACCCACUGCUUACAUGUUGCUUGGAAGUAUACCAAUGACACCUUCGGACAAGACGGAUCGACGCUCGCUCCGCGUCAUGGCCGGGCAACUCAAAAGAGUCGAACUCAUGGCGCAUGGUCCGACGCAGGGGGCAAGAAGGAAACCAACGACAUCCCGGGAGAUUCAGCUCCAAAGUCUCUGGUCCACUGUCCUCGGAUUACCUUGUGAAUCUAUCGGCAGCGAUGACAGCUUCUUACGCCUUGGGGGCGAUUCUAUUGGUGCCAUGAAGCUUGCUGGUCUGGCGCGUGACUGUGGGCUUUCAGUCACGGUGACUGACAUAUUCAAACAUCCGCGCCUGACUGAUCUUGCUAAGACCAUUCGAAGCUCAGCCACCAAUCAACCUGAAAUCUCCGCUCCAUUCUCGUUGCUGCACGGAGAUCAGACCUCAUCCGAGAUACGGGCCCAGAUUUCUCGGCUCUGCAACGUGGACGCUGCACGCGUUGAAGACGCAUUUCCCUGCACGCCCUUGCAGGAAGGGCUGAUGGCUCUAACUUUGAGACGACCAGGAGACUAUGUCGCCCAAAACACUUUCCAACUUCGAUCUACCAUUGAUAUCACUCUCUUCCGACGGGCUUGGGAGCAUGUUCUGGAAACAACGCCUAUUCUGCGAACACGCAUUGUCGAUAUUGGUCUCCAAGGUCUGACUCAAGCGAUUAUCUCAAACGAAUCUGUUGCGUGGCCAGAAAUCACCAGAACUGUUGUUUACCAGGAAAAUGACAAGCAGCUGGGCAUGGGCUUGGGCACACCUCUCAUGCGAUAUGACAUAACCAGAAGCUCAAAUGGCCGAUACUCUUUCAUCUGGACUGUACACCACGCCUUGUAUGAUGGCUGGUCAAUGCCAGUUGUUCUUGAGAGACUUGAGACGGCAUACAAUGGAACGGUCUUGCAAACACCACCCCCGUUCCAAAACUUUGUCAAGUUUAUCGGCCAAGGUGAUGGCAAAGUUGCUGAUGAGUUUUGGACAUCACAAUUCGGACAGAUCCAGGCUCCAUCAUUCCCAUCACUACCCUCGCCCAUCUACCAGCCUCGCUCGGACAGCGGAGUUUCGUAUCACAUCAAGGAUAUAGCGUGGCCAAAGACGGAGACGACAGCAUCAACUGCUAUACGUGCGGCGCUGUCCAUCCUUAUCGCAGGCUACUCUGAUCACUCACAUGCCCUCUUUGGUGCGACUGUCACUGGUCGCCAAGCGCCAGUCCCAGGGGUCGAGAGCAUGACAGGUCCAACUAUUGCCACAGUACCGAUCAAGGUAGCGCUUGAUGAAGCAAGCACCGUGAACCAAUUUCUGCAGCAAAUACAGGGCCAAGUUGUCGAUAUGACAGCCUUUGAACAGACUGGUCUGCAGAAAAUCCAGAAAGUCAACGAUUUUGCCAAACAAGCCUGCGAGUUUCAAACACUGCUGCUCAUCCACCCAUUUGAGCAGCCAACCAAGUCCACGAGUCCUCUUUUCCUUGACACAGAUGAUGAAGUCGAAAGCGAUGGCCUUGUGAAUGGAGACGAGACCGAUGAUGAUUCUUUUUCCAACUUUGAUACACAUGCCAUCACGAUUGAGUGCGAUCUUGAGCCGACCGGCGCGUUGCUUCGCAUUAGAUUCGACUCUCAAGUCAUCCAAAAGGUCCAGGUGAAGAGACUCGCGGCUCAGUUUGACGUGAUUCUACGUCAGCUGUGCGACCCAGACUUGGAAGGGUGCAAGCUUGCCGACAUCAACAUCGUCAGUGCCAGGGACUUGGAACAGAUUUGGCAAUGGAACGCAGUCGUGCCUGAGACCAUCAACCACACUGUGCAUGACUUGAUUGCCGAGAACGCUUCCAAGCAUCCUGAUUCACCGGCAGUCUGCGCGUGGGAUGGCCACUGGACAUAUCAGGAAAUGGAGUCGAUUGCAACUCGCAUCGCCCAUCGACUUCUAACGCUAGGCGUUGUCCCUGGUGCUAUUGUACCUCUUUGCUUUGAAAAGUCUCGCUGGAUGCCUGUAGCGAUGCUUGCUGUUAUGAAAGCGGGAGGUGCCUCCGUGGCUUUAGAUACCACAUUGCCUCAAGACCGGCUCCGCACUGUUUUGCAGCAAGUUGAUCCGCUUCUGAUUCUAUCCUCGUCGUCAAGCCAGGAGCUCGCAAAGCAGUUGACGAGUCGAACCAUGGUAGUCUUGGGCGACGACUACGAAAAAGACUUUUACACACAUCCUUUGCACAAGACACUCCCACAAGUUGAGCCAUGGAACAAUCUUUAUCUCGUCUUUACAUCGGGAAGCACUGGCGUUCCAAAAGGUGCAAUGGUUACUCAUUCCAACUUUAUGAGCGCCAUUCACCAUCAACAAGCCAUUACAGGCUUCAAUAGAUCAUCACGUGUAUAUGACUUUGCAAAGUAUGCUUUCGAUAUCAGCUGGUCCAAUUUUAUACAUACACUGGCUGCUGGCGGUUGCCUUUGUAUUCCCUCGCAGGAAGAGGCUAUUGAUGAUAUUCCUGGCUCAGUCCUGGCAUAUGAUGCCAAUUUCAUAGACAUUACACCAUCUGUGGCAAGCACACUACGACCGUCGGACUUGGGCAGCCUGAAGACCGUUGUAUUUGCUGGGGAGGCGCUUUCCAAUUACCAGGCUUCGCAGUGGUCAAAGCAUGUACGGGUGCUCAACAUGUACGGUCCGGCAGAAUGCACAGUCAAGGCCACAGUGGCUGAGGUUGACGGAUCCGGCUCGUCUUCAGCGGCCAGCAUUGGGCGUGGUGUUGGUCUGUGUACUUGGGUUGUCGACCCUUCAGACCCCUUCAAAUUGGCCCCAAUAGGCACAGUAGGCGAGUUGGUGUUGGAAGGGCCGCUUGUUGGAUCCGGAUAUCUCAAUGACUCUGCAAAGACUGCAGAGGUUUUUAUUGAUAAUCCGCCCUGGCUGCUCCACGGUGGGCCUGCCCAUCGAGGCCGCAGUGGGCGUGUAUACAGGACUGGUGAUCUCGUUCAGUAUGACAUUGACGGGAGCCUCACAUUUAUCGGUCGAAAAGACGGCCAGAUCAAGAUCAACGGCCAACGAUUGGAACUUGGCGAUAUCGAACACAAUCUCGCAGCCAGCCUCGGGACUGAAAUCAAAGUCCAGCUUGCCGCUGAGAUAGUAAUCCCCAGUGAUGGUGACAAGCCGAUGUUGGCUGCGUUCAUACAGUCAUCCCGGCAGUUUGAAGAUUUCGAGUCGGAAGUGCAGGCACUGACGAAGGGUGUCAAUGACCGUCUUGCCUCCAAGGUCCCUAGACACAUGAUUCCGUCAGCUUAUAUUAUGGUCGAUAAGCUACCACUCUCUGCGACCGGCAAGUUGGACCGCAAGCAACUCCGAUCAUUAGGGGAGAGCAUGACAAUGUCGGAGAUUACAGGGUCGGCACAGUCGCAGGAAGAACGCCGGCCGCCAUCGACAGCGGCAGAGCUAAGCAUGCAGAGAGUUUGGGCUCGCACUCUCCGUGUUGACGCCGAUUCAAUUAGUGCUGACGAUAGCUUUCUGCAACUUGGCGGUGACUCCAUUCUCGCUAUGAAGCUCACCACUCAGGCCCGAAUCGAAGGGUACGAGCUCUCUGUUGCUGACAUACUCAACAAUCCAAAACUAUCACACAUGGCCUUGCAUCUGCGAAAUGGGGACGAUGGGUCAGCUGUUUCUGCACCGAGUUACCAACGAUUUUCACUUUUGCUCCCAGAGAGCCGACCGGCAAUUGAGCAGAUCCUGUUUGAUCUCGGUGUCUCAACAGACAAUGUGGAAGACAUUCUCCCUGUUACCGAUCAACAGACCCGAUAUCUUCUAACGAGUUACACAUCGGCUCGUAGCUCCGUGUACUACCACACACGCGAUUUUCCCCAUCCUUUCGAUCUUGAUGAAAUUCAUCAGGCUUGCUUCCGCCUUGUCAGACGUCUCGAUAUGCUAAGAACAGUCUUUUUUGCGUACAAGGAUGAGUUCCUCCAGGCUGUGCUCACACAGGCAGUUGGAGAAGUUGACAUCUUUCGGACUGCAGAGGAGAGUUUGAAUGACUUUACAUUGAACCUAAAGAAGCAAGACUUGCUGCGCAAGAUGGAUUUCGGAAAGGCACCCACCAAGAUUCGCAUCAUUCACCAAACGCGUGAGCAAAAGGCUCGCGUUGUGAUUCGCCUUUCUCAUGCCCAGUAUGACGGAACAGCGCUGGCCAGACUGUGGUCCGCUUUCGAGGAGUGCUAUAGCUCAGCCUCGAGUAAUGAUACGAACACGGGGUCGAGUUUCUCUCAAUAUAUGCAUACUUUAUCCCUGGUCGAUAAGCAAAGCGCAGCAGAAUAUUGGCGAGACAUUCUGCAAGGAAGCACACGGACAGCCAUCAAAAGCCAGAUGGCGCCUGGUCUCGGCUACGGGCUUGGUCCAACCAUUGCCAAGCGUAUACCGGCACGCAAUUUGCAGUCUGGAGACUUCACCUUUGCCACCGUCCUGAAAGCGGCAUGGUCAUAUGUCCUCGCAAAACACUUAGCAACUGCCGACGUUGUUUUUGGCAGCCUGGUGCACGGUCGCAACCAGCCAGGCACGCAAGACGUUUUCGGUCCCUGUGUUAAUAUUGUCCCUUGCCGCCUCAUCUUCCAAGAAAGCUGGACGGUCCGGGAUCUCAUCUCUGCCAUCAAUUCUCAGCAGGUGGCCAGCAUGCCAUACGAGACAAUGGGCUCCCGAGACAUCAUUCGCAACUGCACAAGUUGGCCCAAGUGGGCCUAUUUCAGCUCAGUCAUUGUGCAUCAGAAUUAUGAGAAUCACCAGGCGGAGGACCCUGUUAAAGAUUUCGAUCAUUCAGACCUGUCGGCAGGUGACAUUGACAGUGUCGAGGUCUACAUCACGUCUAUGCCAGGCCCGGAGAGCACAGAAAUCGACCUGACCUUUGCCCACAAUGCCGUCUCUCCUUGUCUAGCAGAUCAGCUCGCUUCGGAUCUGACUCGCACCAUCACCGAGUUCUACAAAGACAUGGACACAAAGUUGAUGGCACCAGGCGACAUUCAGAAUCAGCUGGCCUUGCUGCCUCUAACAGAUGAUGCAAGGACAAAUGUAGCUCCACCAACUAGCGAGCAAAUAAUGAUGCUGAAGAGCUGCCCGAGCAAAUUAAGAGAUGACCUCGGCAGCGCUUGGAUAGACGUGCUCGGACAACAUGAUGUGCCUAGUGAUCUGUCCUGCGAGACCUUUUUUGAACUCGGUGGUGAUGCCCACAAUGCGGGCCAGUUGGCCGCUCAUAUGCAACGGCAAGGCUACCAGAUUAGGAUUGAGGACGUCUUUGAGCAUCCGACAUGGUUUGGCCUUCUGCUUGAAACUAUGAAACAGCAGUACACUGGAUGUAAUCAUGAAGAAGAAGGGAAAUUUGGGUUUUGGAAGAGGUUUAGAGAGCAGAAGAAUGGAUGA
Molecule: messenger RNA, 28950 nt
Organism: Clonostachys solani
Lineage: Eukaryota; Fungi; Ascomycota; Sordariomycetes; Hypocreales; Bionectriaceae
Source: the annotation of a GenBank genome assembly